CCUGCACGUAUGUCCUUUAAUGGUGCUGUGGAUGAGGACAUCGUAACGGAAACAUGCGUCAAAGACCUGCUUCUCUGUCAGUCAGCGUCAGACCUGGAGAUGGACAGGCUGUGUCUGUGUGUCGCUCUGACUGCACUCUUCAGUGCUGCUUCCUGUGGAGAGACAGGGGUCUCUGGAGCCGAGGUGGAGCAGAGAGUCAGACCAGGAGACAACGUUACUCUCCACUGUGACUGCAGAGUAUCAACUGGGGUGUACGUGGUGUGGUACAGGAACUGCUCUCAUAGGAACCAGCCUCCUCUGGUCACGUACACAUAUAAUAACAACAAAAACAACAUGUUCCUUCAAUAUGACCAACUUCUUAACCCCUUCCCUGGUUUUACUCUGGUGUGGAACAAGUCCAACAACACCUAUGAUCUCCUGAUUGAGAACGUGACUGAGUCUGACCUGGGACUCUACUACUGUGGGACUGUGGAGUGGAAGGUGGUGGAAACAGACAAGAUAAAAGAGGAGACAAACUAUCUUUAUGGAGAUAUAACCAUCAGUCUUUCAUUUGUUCCUGAGCCGGCUCCUUCAGAGCCAGCCUGUCAUCCUGAUCCAGAGAAGGAUCUGUUCUGGAUCCUGCUGCUCACUCUGUGUCCUGGCUGUGCUCUCCUCUCCUCCAUCCUCUCCUCCAUCCUGGUCUACCACUACUGCUGCAGGACGACCGCAUCAAAGGAACCUCAAGGAGAUUGCAGGACUGACACCAGGAUGAGAGAGAGCAGAGUGCAGCAGGAAGGAGACCAGUGUUACGCUGCACUGGAUUUCCCCCAGGGACAGAGGAGACCAAAGAAGAAGAGGAGGACUCAGAGCUCUGACUUCAGUACCUACUCAGCCAUCAAGACUAGUGGGGUGUGAGGAGAAAGAGCUGCACUUGCAGCACCACACAUGGCUACAAGGGGGAGGGAGAGGAAACAUGAAAAGAUUUGUUGAAACGUUUGAGUUGAAAUGUUUUCAACAAAAAUAGUUAGCUUAUUUUGAUAUGCAAUGCUUUUUUGAUCCACAUGACUUAGUUAAUAAGAAUUUGGGCAAUUACUUUGUAUAGUUUUUAUUUUUAAAGAAAACAGUGUUAUGAUCAGCUUCACCUGUUACAAUAAAUUAAAUAAUUAUUAUAUUUAAAUGUGUUGUCUAAAAAAAUACUGGCCCCAAUAUGGAGUUCAAUUAUAUUUUUGUUGAAUUGUCUGAAUGACUGAAUGAAAGAUCCUGUUUUGACAAGUCCUAUGAAAAAACGUAGCUUUACCUCAAGACAUUUUAUGGAUCAUUUUUAUUAAUGUUAUGUUAUACAUCCAUUAGUCUGUGAGGAGAUUCACAAACGCAUCGGAUGAGGAUGUCGUUUUUCAUACUCAGAUAUGGUUUUUGUUUGUUAUAUAAAAAAAGAAAAUAAAAACUGUUUAAGUACGACACAAAGGCUGUUAUUUGAUUGCUGGACAGGUUGGACUGGGUGUGUAUUUGUAGCCUGGCAGCCAGCCCAACUUCUCCCCGCCCAAAAAAGAAUUUGGUCGGGAAGUUGGGUCUGG
Molecule: messenger RNA, 1553 nt
Organism: Hypomesus transpacificus
Lineage: Eukaryota; Metazoa; Chordata; Actinopteri; Osmeriformes; Osmeridae
Exons: 5
Coding region: 10-894 (294 amino acids)
Biological process (GO): response to bacterium
Source: RefSeq, a predicted model, not a curated record